Messenger RNA from Exophiala oligosperma, 1718 nucleotides. RefSeq lists its product as uncharacterized. Bases 39 to 560 code for a protein of 173 amino acids. NCBI's taxonomy places the organism in Eukaryota, Fungi, Ascomycota, Eurotiomycetes, Chaetothyriales, Herpotrichiellaceae. The record is from RefSeq and is a predicted model, not a curated record. The transcript has a single exon.
CGCUCAUUGUCAGGAUGGAUAGUUCUUCCUUGUAGCUGAUGGUUCUUGUGCAACUUGAGCCUGGUAUCAAGUAUAGUGCCGCAAAUAUGAGCUUGGUAGGCCAAGUGUAUAUGAGGCUCGAGAACUGUAACAUCGGUUUCUUCACUUUUCUCUUACUCCUACCUAACCUAGAGACAUUGACAACCAAGUACUCAGGAUCUUCCUCUCACAUCACAAAAGCCACUAUGUCUUUCCUAAAAUCUCCCUCAAGGCGAUUGUUCCUCGCCAAUGAAUUCAAUGGGCAACUUCAGCGACAACCAAUGCCCAUCUGUGUAUCGUUCAAGCCGCAAAUUCGCACCGUGAGCCAGCAGGAACCCAACCUUCGAGGAAGGAGGCCCGGGCCCAAGAACGAUCCAUCAUAUCCUUCAUUCAGUUUCGCUGGUCUGGGCGCCUCUCGGACAGUUAGGGUUACCGUCCUGGCUGCUCUCGGAGUCCUGGGCACCUUAGAGACAAUUUUUUGGGCAAAAGCGUUGUGGCGUUACUUCUACCCGAGCACCGAAGCCACCAGUGAAGAUGAGUGAAAAACGAUACCAAAUAAUAUUCCAUUCCGAUCCUAUCCAGUCAGCUGUGUCGAAGCUUGAACCAUAAGCUGCAGAUCAACACUUUUUCGACCAUGUCAAACCAAACCAAAAUUGCAACGACUGCUCCCUGAGAGUAUAGUGCAAGGCAAGCUCAGCCUCAUAUCACCUCACAAAUCUCAUGAGGGCCUUGGCCGAACUCUUGUUCAUCGGCAUCGUCUUCAUUGGAGCUCGACAAUUGCGCAUCGACAAGACCAAUGGGAUUCGGAAGCAGUCCAUGACAACGGCAUCCUAGAACUGCGUGUCAUGAUUCGUAAGAUACUAAAGUGGGCAGAUGCCGAAGGGAUGCAAUGGUCGAUAAGACUGAUACGAGGGAGAAUCCAAAAGUCGAUGCAUAGAAGGAGUUGCAAUACACAAACCAUUGCUCACUUUCCCCACGGAAGCGUUGUUACACCUGCAUGAACAGAUUGCAGGUGCAUUUUGCACAUCGAAGUAUACGUAUGAUACGUUAGAAGACUGCUUGGUCGGACCGGCUUGACUUUUGGGAAAGUUGAGAGCUGAAUGAAUGUAUGCUUCGAUAUACAAAAUGUCAAAGCCAUGGUGGGCACGAGUUCGCACAACAAAGGUGUUUUCUCUAGACACAACAUGAACCCAAAAAUGUCUCCAUUUGCAUCUGGCAACAUCAAACACUUGCCAUACCAUUGGGAAACCUUGGGGUCGAGAACCAUCGGAUAGUAGCUUUCCCGGGAUCGAAACCUCCCCGUGGUUGGAGUAGGAAUGUAGGACCGUGAAAAGGAGUUUCAACCCCAAAGACGGCAGGUUCUGUUCGUUCGCGUAACAAAUGUCCAACUUUGGACAGGGCCAGUGUAUGGGAGGGUAUUGAAUUUUUCCAGUGGUAACAUUGCUGAGCAUGUAACAGAAUCUCUUCGGAAGGUCUAUAAUUCCACCGGGAAAUGCACGUCGCCCAAUCUGAUGUUGUGAAUGGUACUUAGAGCCCUGAGAGAAAAUCAGGGACAGCUCACAAUACUGUCACGUGUGGUGUGCAACUUGCUGACGAUCAUCGCUACCUUGAUGGACUAGGAUAUGAACGCCUGUGAACAAUCAUUUUGAAAAAUAAUUCAGGAUUGAAGAUAGUCUGCACUAGAAGCGUGGUCGAGGAAC